Messenger RNA from Neomonachus schauinslandi (Hawaiian monk seal), 1407 nucleotides. RefSeq names its product chromosome 14 C12orf43 homolog (gene C14H12orf43). The coding region runs from base 7 to 810 and encodes 267 amino acids. The transcript is spliced from 6 exons. NCBI's taxonomy places the organism in Eukaryota, Metazoa, Chordata, Mammalia, Carnivora, Phocidae. Gene Ontology annotation, biological process: Wnt signaling pathway; negative regulation of Wnt signaling pathway; Spemann organizer formation. The record is from RefSeq and is a predicted model, not a curated record.
CUCAAGAUGGCGGCACCCUCUAGCACCCUGAGCGAUUUGGAGAGCAGCAGCAGCAGCGACGCGGAGGAGCUGGCACGGUGCCGCGAGGCGGCGAUGCCGGCCUGGGGCCUGGCGCAGCGCCAGGGAGGGCCGGAGAAGCCAAGAGCAGAUGCCAGAAAUAAUCAGCGGCCAGCCACCCAGCCGAGCCUCAGGCAUAAAGUGGAUGAACAUGAACAAGAUGGCAAUGAACUUCAGACCACCCCCGAAUUCCGAGCUCACGUAGCCAAGAAACUGGGAGCCCUGCUGGACAGCUCAAUUACCAUCUCAGAAGUUGUGAAGGAGCCGGCAAAGGCCGAGGUACAGAAAGUCCCUGCAGAGGAUGAUGGCUUCCGCCUCUUCUUCACUUCCGUCCCUGGAGGCUCCGAGAAGAAAGCUGCUCCCCAGCCUGGCCGAAAGCGAUUACCUUCGGGCUCCAGCAGUGAGGACAGCGAGGAGGAGUGGCAGCGGUGCCGGGAGGCAGCGGUGUCGGCCUCCGACAUCCUCCAGCAGUCUGCCAUCCACGGCCCUAUCAGAGUGGACGGAGAGGCAAAGAAGAAGAAAAAGAAGUUGAGAAAGAAAGCCAAGAAGGAGACCAGCACUGACUUGGUCGCCGCCACCACCACCACAAGCGGGACCGCAGUUGGGAAGCCGGAAAAGCAGUCACCCCAGCUCAAUGGAGACCACGCAUCACUUGGGACCAAAAAGAAGAGAAGGAAGAAAAAAGCCAGGAAGGCCAAUGAGGCUUCCCCAUUCCCACCAACAAAGAGUGCAGUGGCCAUGCCUGCCAAUUGAUCCCUGCCCACGGGCACAAGGCUCAGCUAGUCCUGAGGACAAGGUGCCUGCCAGGGACAAGGCAUUUCCAAGCCCCGCCUCCCUCUCCAAGUUCAAGGACUUGGCUGGCAAGUCCAUACUUGGCCCAUGAUUGGGGCUUGCCCACGGGUCAGGACAAAACGGCUGUAGGAUGAGAAGACUAAUCAAGGCCUGCCCAUCUGGGCUCCCACUGGGGGCUGGGGCAGAUCUGUGGUACCAGCACAUUCCAUGGCCUCAGGAAAAAGGAGCCAUCCAGUUAUUCAAGACUAUUGAUCAAGUGGUAAAGCUUCUGUCUUCCCAGGACUGAGGAGAGCGAGUGAAGGGAGAGCUUUUCCUCCCCUCCACCUUCUCAACCUGGUGUGGGAGACAACCUUAAGAAAUUGAGGGAAGGAAUUGGCCCAGAAGGAGUUUUGUACUUCUGUCUCCAGGCUGCACAGACUUGAUGUAACCUUGUCUGAAAAAGGAGAGAGAUUUUAUCCCCCCCGGGUUUCCAGAAUUUUUUUUCUCCACAUUUGUGAAUAUACCAUGCACGAUCAUGUCUCUGAGCCAACCAGAUUAUUGAAAAUAAAUUGUCGAGAG